Molecule: messenger RNA, 1214 nt
Organism: Dendrobium catenatum
Lineage: Eukaryota; Viridiplantae; Streptophyta; Magnoliopsida; Asparagales; Orchidaceae
Product: endonuclease 2
Exons: 8
Coding region: 72-965 (297 amino acids)
Biological process (GO): DNA catabolic process
Molecular function (GO): nucleic acid binding; endonuclease activity
Source: RefSeq, a predicted model, not a curated record
AGAGGAAUAGAGAAGAGAGAACGAAAAGGAACCCAAGAAAUUGGGGGAGCAAGGGAGCAGAAAGCCAAUUCAUGGAGUUUCUCUCAUUGCGUCUUCCUGUCUUCUUCCUCCUCUCAGUUCUAAUUGCUAAAGCCCCAUUCGGAGAUGCAUGGGGCAAGGAGGGGCAUAUCAUGGCCUGCAAAAUAGCAGAGCCCUACUUGACGGAGAAGACGUUGAAGGCGGUUGUGGAUCUCUUGCCGGAGACGGCCGGCGGUGAACUUUCGACGAUUUGCCCGUGGGCUGACACGGUUCGUUUCCGGUAUCGAUGGUCUAGUCCCCUUCACUAUAUCAACACUCCAGGAGUCUGCAACUACAAGUAUUCAAGGGAUUGCCAUAAUUCCCAUGGAGAAGCAGGAAUGUGUGUGGCUGGAGCUAUCAAUAAUUACACAAACCAGCUCUACGGUUAUGGAAAUCCAUCAAAUCAAUAUAAUUUAACUGAAAGCCUAAUGUUCCUCGCGCAUUUCGUUGGGGACAUCCACCAACCUCUUCAUGUGGGAUUUCAAGAUGAUGAAGGUGGAAACACCAUUAUAGUCCACUGGUACAGAAGGAAGACGAACCUCCAUCAUGUAUGGGAUUCCAGCAUAAUAGAAACAGCAAUGCGCGACUAUUAUGACAAUGAUCUUGAUACCAUGGUUGAGGGCAUUAAAUUAAACAUAACAGGUGGAUGGGCAGAAGACGUUGAUAAUUGGCAGAACUGCCAGAAUAAAAGAGCUACUUGCGCAAAUGACUAUGCAGAAGAAAGUAUAAAGCUGGCUUGUGAUUACGCUUAUAAGGAUGCUGAACAAAAUUCAACAUUAGAAGAUGACUAUUUCUUCACCCGACUUCCAACAGUUAAAAAGAGAAUAGCACAAGCAGGUUUGAGGCUUGCUUUGAUACUUAACCGAAUAUUUGACAGUGAGAACAGCCAACAAAUCCAGAGUUACUAAGAUGAAUGGGUUGUUGAUAAUCUCAAUAAGGCCAAUGCUAAAAGGACAUUAUUCUCAUUCAUUUAAAGGCAAUUAGUACUCAUUUUUAAUUAUAUUAUUAGUGUUGUAGAAAUUAAUGUUUUAUUUGUUUAGAAGUGAUUAAACUUGUUGUUAGCUUGGUGUAGUUCAUGCUCAUUGUACUAAAUGAUAAUUGAUUUGAAGGAUUGAUAUAUAUAUCAAUGCAAAAAAUUUGCAAGCUUACUAUGAUUA